Molecule: messenger RNA, 529 nt
Organism: Camellia sinensis
Lineage: Eukaryota; Viridiplantae; Streptophyta; Magnoliopsida; Ericales; Theaceae
Source: RefSeq, a predicted model, not a curated record
CUUUGGCCAGGUCUUGGAAUGUUGGGACAGAGAAAGGAAGGAUAUGGCUGCCAUUAAAAUUGUUCGUGGUAUUAAGAAAUAUCGUGAAGCAGCUAUGAUAGAAGUUGAAGUAUUGCAACAGCUUGGGAAACAUGAUAAGGAUGGCAACCGUUGUGUGCAAAUAAGGAACUGGUUUGACUAUCGUAACCAUAUCUGUAUUGUGUUUGAGAAGCUUGGACCAAGCUUAUACAAAUUUCUACGGAAAAACAAUUAUCGCUCAUUUCCAAUUGAUCUUGUCCGUGAGAUUGGCAGACAACUGUUGGAAUGUGUAGCAUGUGUGUAGUAAUUACUUGGACCAGUUUCUUUAAAUUCAUCAUAUUAUUUUCCGUUUUCUGUUUUUACUAGGUUUGGUUGGUGAUAGAUGAAAGCUAACAUUAAUUCAUUUCAAUUUUAUUUUUAAGCUGCAAAUUCUUUUAUACAAAGUUCUGCUAAAGAUUUUUGUAUUUAGUUAGCUUCCUCAUCACAUGCAUUAAUAUUUGGCUUUAUUUCU